Porites lobata is the source of this 882-nucleotide messenger RNA. Lineage: Eukaryota; Metazoa; Cnidaria; Anthozoa; Scleractinia; Poritidae. The record is from the annotation of a GenBank genome assembly.
UUGUGCUCUGCAGAACUUACUGGAGAGGUACAUGGCGAGCUCAUUUUUCUCUCUGUCGUUAACACUUGUUUGUCCAUUACAGCAUUUUUAGGGAACGCUCUGAUCUUAGUUGCCCUUCACAAGGACACAUCAAUUCAUCCGCCAUCCAAACUCCUGUAUCGUAACCUAGCGAUAACUGAUCUUUGUGUUGGGGUCAUUGCGGAACCUCUCCAUGUUGCUUAUAUGAUCUCUGAGGUGAACAGAAGAUGGGAUAUUUGCUAUUACGCAAAUUUGACAUACGGUUUCGCAAGUUUUACUUUGUGUUCAGUGUCGUUGAUAACAAUGACUACAAUAAGCGUGGACAGACUUCUCGCUUUGCUGCUGGGUCUCAGAUACAGACAAGUUGUAACUUUUAAAAGAACGCGUUUAAUUGCUAUUGGUGGUUGGAUCGUGUCUAUUGUCGUUGCAUCUAUCUCCAUUCUGAAUCCUCUUAUAGAUUCUUUGUGCCGAUAUAUUGGUGCAGCUUUUUGUUUAGUUACUACAAUCUGUGCCUACACAAAAAUUUUCAUGUCUCUGCGUCAUAACCAAAUUCAUGUUCAGAACCAUGUUGUUCAAGGACAAUCAGGCCAAGCAAAUACACUGAAUAUAGCUCGAUACAGAAAGGCAGUGUACAGUGCACUGUGGGUGCAGGUAACGUUGGUUAUUUGUUAUCUGCCGUACGUUACAGCUGUAGCUUUAACACCUCAAAGGAGGAUUCCUUUGUCUACUUACCUUGCUAGGGAAUUUACAGCAACUUUAGUGUAUUUAAACUCUUCGUUAAACCCAUUGCUGUACUGCUGGAAGAUUACAGAAGUGAGACAAGCUGUAAAAGAAACGUUACAACAAUUACACUUCUGUACCUGA